CGACGAUCUCCCUCGGUAGGUCUGUCGGCGGCUGUCGUGCGAGAACGACGGUGGGUUCUGCGACAUGGCGGGUGUGGAGCGAGGAGGCAGCCCCGAUGAGGAAAAGCACCUGAACGGAGAGCUGCCCUUGGAUCCUGAGGAGAGAGAAGGCGCAGUGGGGCCCGGUGCUGACGAAGGUGCCAAGAAGAAGCGCAAGAAGAAGAAGAAGAGCAAAGGCACCGUCGCUGGACAACAAGAAACUGAAAGAGAAUUGGAGACAACACUUGAUGAAGUAACAAAACAGUUGGAUAAACAAACACUGGAGGAAAAGGAAAAAGAUGAUGAAGAAGAAGAUGUUGAUGGUGAAGGUGAUAAUGCCGCAGGGAAGAAAAAGAAAAAGAAGAAAAAGAAGAAAGGACCUAAGGUCCAGACAGAUCCUCCAUCUAUUCCAAUAUGUGAUUUGUUUCCUAGUGGCAUAUAUCCAAAAGGUGAAGAGUGUGAGUAUCCACCAACACAAGAUGGUCGAACUGCUGCUUGGAGAACAACAAGUGAUGAAAAGAGAGCGCUCGAUCAAGCAAGUGAAGAGAUCUGGAAUGAUUUCAGAGAGGCUGCUGAAGCACAUAGACAAGUCAGGAAAUACGUUAUGAGCUGGAUCAAGCCUGGAAUGACAAUGAUAGAAAUCUGUGAAAAACUAGAAGACUGUUCUCGGAAAUUGAUCAAAGAGAAUGGCUUAAAUGCUGGGCUUGCAUUUCCUACGGGGUGUUCUCUGAAUAACUGUGCUGCCCACUACACCCCCAAUGCUGGAGAUCCAACUGUAUUGCAAUAUGAUGAUAUCUGCAAGAUAGAUUUUGGAACACACAUUAGUGGUCGUAUCAUUGAUUGUGCUUUUACUGUCACAUUCAAUCCAAAAUAUGACAGACUCUUACACGCUGUAAAAGAUGCAACUAAUACUGGAAUAAAGUGUGCUGGAAUAGAUGUUCGUCUUUGUGAUGUUGGUGAAGCUAUUCAAGAGGUCAUGGAAUCUUACGAAGUUGAAAUUGAUGGCAAAACAUAUCAAGUGAAACCAAUUCGCAACCUGAAUGGACACUCUAUUGGACCAUAUAGGAUACAUGCAGGCAAAACUGUUCCCAUUGUGAAAGGAGGAGAAGCAACAAGAAUGGAAGAGGGAGAAGUAUAUGCUAUAGAAACUUUUGGCAGUACAGGAAAAGGUGUUGUUCAUGAUGAUAUGGAAUGUUCUCAUUAUAUGAAGAACUUCGAUGUUGGACAUGUGCCAUUACGACUUCCAAGAGCUAAACAUUUGCUGAAUGUUAUCAAUGAAAACUUUGGCACCCUUGCCUUCUGUCGCAGAUGGCUAGAUCGUCUGGGUGAAAGUAAAUACCUAAUGGCUCUGAAGAACCUGUGUGACUUGGGUAUAGUGGAUCCAUACCCUCCCCUGUGUGAUAUCAAAGGCUCCUACACAGCACAGUUUGAGCAUACCAUAUUAUUGCGUCCAACAUGCAAAGAAAUUGUCAGUAGAGGAGAUGACUAUUAAACUUCAAGGCCAUUACCUCACCUAUGUACUCUGUUGGAACACAUAUUGCCAGAAAAAAAUGCAGUCUGUUUUAACAGUGGAUCCAAUGUGAUAACUUUCCAUGUUUGGAAGAGAGGAAUUUAAUCAAAGGCAAGUUCUCUAAUGUAACUAACCAAGGAAAAACAGCUUUGGGGGGGUCUCUAGAGUAUUUCAGGUUACUUCUAUAUUUUUCUUUCAUGGGAGAUAUGCUAUAAAAUACCAUUUUUAGUUUGGAAUGAGUUAUACAUAUUGUUUGGAAUAUUUCUCAGAGAAGGCUUUUCAGAUAUUUAUAUUACCAUAUUCUUACUUGAAUGCUUUGAAUGACUACACCUGAUUUCUGCGCCUAAGUUGUCUCUGGUAUUGCCUUUUAAACUUCCUGGAAUCCAUUUUGUAAAAAAAAAAAGAAAAAAAGGAAUACAAAAUAAAGACAGAUUUUCAGAUCUAAAACCAAAUAUGGUUUUUAAAAGUGUUGCCAUCCUAGCCAGCAGUACAUUGAAAAAACUGACCUAUUAAACCUUGUUUUAGGAAUACGCUUGCUGUAUCUGCUUAACACUUGAAAACAAGACAAGGCAUGGACUUCCUAAAUGGCAUGAAGCUUGCCUUGCUUUCAGUCAUAAAGCCAUGAACUUUCUGAAAUAUAUCAGCUCUUGUCUAUGGCUUACUGCAGCCUAGAUUGCAUGGGCUGGUUGAAGGAGUCUAUGGAGGUCUUCCAUCCUCUUCUACAAUUCAUUUAUUACUAGCCAGUGUUGGCAGCCUUCCAUUAUUUGAGCCUUUGGUUGUGACAGACUACCUAUAAAUAUUCCAAGUUGAAUUAGAAAUCUCUGCUUAAAAAAUCCUGAUAUAUAUUAGGUGCUCUUCUGCACCUAUGUAAUGGCACUAGGGCAGAGGCUUAUCAAAGUGAAAGCUGAGCCCUUCACCCCUGUUCAAAACUGUUGCCUGUCCUUGUGUUCUUGACACAAAAAGCUUUUCAUAGGUGGUGUGUUUUCCUCUUUUAAAACAAAUGCAGUCAAUGGAUUAGUGAAAUCAAUUAAGCCUUGCUGUAGGAUAUUGGUUUAUAUGAUUAAUGACUAUAAAGUGGGCUAUUCUGGGUAACACAAGGGAUGGUAAUUUCAACAUUCUUGUUAAAAAUUGUUAGGAUGUGUUGACCUAAGAUAUACAAGCUUAAUAGGACUUGCUCAUUAAGCUGUUGCAACUUUCUUCAACUCAAGCACUGUCGAGAAGUUUUGGAUUACAGUUUUUAUCAGCCCAGUUUGCCUGGCCAGUAGCUGAGAUACCGCAUGUAAACAUUUGAUUAAUUCAGAGCAAUCCUGUGGCCCAUCCUGUUUGGGUGGGCCAGUGGAUAAUUUGAAUUCCCAAAUUAGAGAUCAGAAAUGGCUCUUACCUUGCAGCUCGGAAACUGCCUUCAGUUUCUGUCCCUCUCUGACAUCUGGUCCAAAAAGACCCAUACUGGUUGCCCCUAUAAGGUCAGUUAAUGGACUUUGAAGAAGUGGUCAGGAAGGCAUUGUGAGAGAUGGGGAGGGGAGGAAACGGGGGCCUGAAGGACAUAAGGCAUCCUGAUGGCAUUCCUGCCAUGGUCCCCACCCAGCAAAGUACUUCAUCUAGACUACAUUGGGAGGAAAUUUCCUGUUCCACCAUUCCUGCUUUGAUUUCCAAGCGCAGUGCCUUACAACAUCUAGGGUGUAAACAAAAGGAUUGCAUCCUCAGACUUACUUGUUUAGGACAAGAGUGGGAAGAAGGAAGGCUCAGACUCAAGAGACAGUUCUGUUCUUCAUGGUUCCCAGAAGGCAAUUGCCCUUUCCUGCAACUGUUAUUUGAUUUCUUGACUCUUGUACAGCGUUUCCCCUCAAUUCUAGAAGUUUGAAAACGCUUCUUCUAAAGUUUACUGGCAGUAAGAAUUUUAAGCUACACUGUGUUUUUGUUAUACCUUUAUCUCUGGCCUUGCCAAGUUUUAAAAAACGCCCCUUCCACUGAGCUCCUAAAGUGAAUUGGAGUCUGCAAAAAGUUCACGACUCCUAUCCAGAUGGUGAUGCUGACUGCAUUGCAUUUGCCUGGGUACAACAGCUAGACACCCAACACUUGUCUUAUCCAUGAAAUUCACAUAUUUUCAUUACUUUCUAGCACUGCUCCUACUUAAUUUUGCUAGCUGCAGAUAUUUAUGGCACUGGGUAAGUACUACUUAAUAGAAGUGGUUCUAUCUUUUAGUUAAUUCUGCACGAUUGCUUUCUAACAUGAAUUUCUGCAGAAAAUAAAUGUAAGGUUGCAAGUGGGCAGACUCAGUAGCCAGCAUGCUGUCUAGCUUCUGUUGGGCCACAGGAAUCUUGUUUGCCUUAUGGGAAGCUGAAAUAAUAAAACAAAAUGCACACAAAAAACAAAAGAAAAAUGGCCAAUUGUCAGUCAUGUAAAGAAUAUUCUGAAUGAUGCUCCUUUGGCCAGUGUCAGAAAGGAACUGAGCUUUCCUCAGCAGAGGUGAGUGUGCUUCCUGCCAGAAUGUUUCCUUACCUUGCGCUGUGAGGUUCUAAGUACUGUUCUCCAGAAGCACAGAACCCAUGUAGGUGGAAAAAUGUAUGAUGGCAAACAUGCUUUACCAAUGCUUCUUUUAAUGUAUAUUCUGGGAAGCUGAAGAUGCCCUCAGAUGCAGAAAAAGUUUGAGAAAUUUUUAGGUACACAUUUAGCUUGUGUAGAUUUUCUUGGAUAGAAUAAAGCUUUCCUAUUAUUUCAGGUACAAUGGUAUUUUUGUGAUAGAUUUCCAAGUUUUCUUAUAGUAGAGAUUUUACAUGAAUUAGUUUUGCUGGUAGGUUGCUAACUUAAAAUUCAAUCUAAACUUGGAAGACUUAUACUUCAAUUCUAUACAGGUUUCUUUUAAACCAAGUCCUUUCUUUUGGUGAAGCUUGCUCCCAUGUAAGUGUAAAUAGGAUGCUAUGCUGAAUAAGGUAGGUGAAACUUUCUCCUAACAGGCACAUGCAGAGAAGGAAAAGCUUUGCUUACUGAAUUUCUGCUUAUGUAGUUGUUAAGGUACAGACACUGCCAGGUAGAGGUUAGAGACCAAAUGAGCUUAAGUUCUUAAAAUACAUAAACUUAUCCACAGUAGGCAACUCCCAAGUGCAACUAAAGGUUAUUCCAUCUUGAUCAAUCUUAAAGAAUUUUUCAAAGGUAAUUCUUAUCUCUUACUUUUGAGAAUAAUUCCUGUUUCUGAUUUUGUUCUUACUCCCUGUUUUAACUUUCAUUUUUGUUCCGUUGUUUCUCUUUCUUAACAGAAAUACAUAAACAUUUUAUGGAUCACUCAUCUGUGGGCAAAAGAUUUAGAACAAGAUACUGUUGAUACUUUAAAUAUUCAGAACAGGGUUUCUCCCUUCCAGGGUAGGCUGAGCCAAGAAUAGCAAAAAUUGAACCCUCUCAGUAUGCUUUAAUUUAAAACUCUUACUGCCAGUAACUAAGUGUUUGGGGAGAGGAAUUAGAAUGGAGGGGGUGGGAGCACAUAAGAAACAAUGACAGCAAGAGAACUGAAAAGGCUGAGUGCAGGUUGUCCUUGAAAUGUGGGUUAUUGUGUUAUCUGAAUCCAGCAAAGAUAGUAAGCUGGAACAACCCAACAACAAAUCAUGGGUUCGUCUUCAUUGGUUAUGUUUGGUUAACAAGACCUGACUUUUAAGUGUAGCUGAAUUAAAAACACAGUAAUUCAUACUUCAGCAACAGAGUUCAAGGACAUCCCAGGUCCAGUCCUUGUAUUUUCUGACCGCAGUCAGUCAGUAGCUAGAAUAAAGGAAUAUGGCCAUGAGACCCCUGGAGGGCCAAAUCUGGCCACUGGGCCUGAGGUUCUGCUUCCUUCUUGUAGGUUAUAGCUGAAUAGUCUCAGUCAUCUCUUGUACUGAUAGCUGCUUUCUGCCUGUCCUCAAAGGAUGAUGUUAGCAGGGGGAAAGUGUAUACUUUCUCCUAGGCUGAGAAAGACUGAUAGGAAACAAUCUUUGCAAUUAAGUUAGCAAACUAGUGCUGAAUAACACUAAAUAUUUGCAGGAAGAGAAAAGUUUUGUUUUCAGGGAAAUGCAGUCUCAGUAUAUUUGAGUGGACAAAGAAGAUCACUAUAGCAAAAAGGGGGGGACAUCUGUGGGCAAGUUUUGGUUUAAUACAACAGGGUUUUCUUCAAAGAAUUGUACAAUUUCCUAUGUCGCACUGUGUCACGAAUUCAGCUCAAGAAUCCAGCUUAUAUUUACAAGGUUCCCUGAGAAGGAAUGAUGAUUAAAUUACUACGUAUUGUAUAAUCAUGCUUGAAGUCUUCUGGCACCCCAGAAAAACUUAGAUUAAAAGAAAAUGGAUGAA
This is a messenger RNA of Varanus komodoensis (Komodo dragon), 5839 nucleotides long. It is a transcript of the gene METAP2, whose product is annotated as methionyl aminopeptidase 2. Gene Ontology annotation, molecular function: metalloaminopeptidase activity. The transcript has 11 exons. NCBI's taxonomy places the organism in Eukaryota, Metazoa, Chordata, Lepidosauria, Squamata, Varanidae. Gene Ontology annotation, biological process: proteolysis. The coding region runs from base 65 to 1510 and encodes 481 amino acids. The record is from RefSeq and is a predicted model, not a curated record.